AUGUCGAAAUCCCGGUCUCCCACUCCCAUCUCGAAUCUCUCCACUAACCCCACCGCCGUUAAUAUUGCACCAUCGCCCAAGCCAACACCUUCAACUUCACGACGUUAUCCUAUCGAGACCUCUUCCAGCUGGCCUGCCGAAGAAAACGACCAGCCACCCGCAUCGACGCACCUUUCAAUUCCGGAGACACGCUACAGGCGACAUUCUUCGCAUCUCGUUCGACGUGCUGAUAGUCCAUUAGAAGAGCCCAUGGCGAAACGCUACCGCAGGGAAUCCCCUGAGGUUAAAGCCCGGCCCGACGCUCGAUCUAGCCCUUCUUCCGACUCUCAAGAUGGAAUGGCGGACAAUGAGAUGGAUUUCAAGAAAGGAGAGCGUACUGAGCCACUCCCACCGUCGGUGUCUCCUCCCAAGAAAAAGCGAACACGUACCUUAACGACGCCCCAUCAGUCUGCCGUACUGCACGCGCUUCUGGCCCAGUCUCGUUUUCCGACUACAGCAAUGAGAGAAGAGGUGGGCCGUUCCAUCGGACUGAGUGCGCGGAAGGUGCAGAAUCAGCGGCAGAAGGCGAGAAGGCCGCGAAGUCAAGGGGAAACUCCUCCUAGUCGACCUCCACAGUAUGGGCCAUUCCCCACACCUCCGGAGCCUACACCAGUUGGAGCAUAUCCUCCGACCACCGGUACACACGGCGGCCGAGAUUACGAGGAAACCAGAGCGGAUCGCGCUCGAUACAGAUCGCAAUCUCAUCAAGCACCAGAGGGACACUUGGGUCCUCUAGACACGCCGCCUCGCUUGCUUGGCCCUGGCGUUCCAGGGUCUGUACCGUCCUAUGGUCGACGAAUAUACCACCACGUAAGACCGUCACCUAUUCCAGAGACCACGUCGGAUAUAGGCCAUCCAAGGGGAUAUAUGUAUCCAACCCACGCUACGCCCCGCUUAUUUCCCUCACCACCCAUGCACAUGCAUCGUCCGCCUUCUAUUCGGCCAGCGACUUCCCAGCCGAGAGGCUGGCGGGAUCGUGAUUUUUCGCGAACGCUACCGCCUUUGACUUCUAGUCGACCCGCGACGUCGGCGUUUGGUGCACGACCCCGUCGCGUCAUAAGUCCAAGUCCCCGAAUGAAUCCACUGAUGCCUCCGUUAAAUCCACGACGCUCCUUGUCUCCAGAAAUUCGAUUCGCCCAUCACCCUCCCGAUUUACCCAGACGCUCAUCUUUGGACCUUCCGCCCCCCUUCACCUUACAACCUCAGCCACAUUGGGAUGAUUCAGCAUACUCCCCCGUUCCGAGACCCAGCUCAUCUGGGUGGUCUCGCCCAGGCUCCCGCACGACUGUGGGAAGGUUGUCUUUCCCUCGCGCAUUUUUCAGAGGCGCCUCCGCUGCGGAAGCAGGCGAAACCUCUCAAAAUCUUGAGCGCACGCCACGUCUCAUACCCGCGUUAUCUGAGCCGUUACCACCAUUACCACCUCUACGUUCUGGCCGCUACGAUCCUGUUCGUUCCAUAUUCGUUCCUUUUACAACACCCACGGCAUCUCCAGAGUUAUCUCCCUCUCAGCAGGGCGACGAUCGUUCUGAUAGCGAACAAACUCGUGAGGCUCUCUGA
This is a messenger RNA of Laccaria bicolor S238N-H82, 1596 nucleotides long. RefSeq lists its product as uncharacterized. The record is from RefSeq and is a predicted model, not a curated record. Bases 1 to 1596 code for a protein of 531 amino acids. Gene Ontology annotation, cellular component: nucleus. NCBI's taxonomy places the organism in Eukaryota, Fungi, Basidiomycota, Agaricomycetes, Agaricales, Hydnangiaceae. Gene Ontology annotation, molecular function: DNA-binding transcription factor activity, RNA polymerase II-specific; sequence-specific double-stranded DNA binding. The transcript has 3 exons. Gene Ontology annotation, biological process: regulation of transcription by RNA polymerase II.